Messenger RNA from Ichthyophthirius multifiliis, 1379 nucleotides. RefSeq lists its product as hypothetical. Gene Ontology annotation, cellular component: cytoplasm. The transcript has 8 exons. Gene Ontology annotation, biological process: phosphatidylethanolamine biosynthetic process. Lineage: Eukaryota; Ciliophora; Oligohymenophorea; Hymenostomatida. Gene Ontology annotation, molecular function: ethanolamine-phosphate cytidylyltransferase activity. The record is from RefSeq and is a predicted model, not a curated record.
AAUUGCUUGCUUAAUUAAUAAAUAAUAGACAGUUCGAAGAAUAAAGUUUUGUACAAAGAAUAUUGUAAGUCUCCAAAUAAAAUUAAAACUAAAAUCUUUAAAAAGACGUAGAUAUAAGAAUAACUUAAUUCCGAUAAUAUAUAUAAUCUGAAUUUUAGAAAUUAUAAGUAUAAUCUUAACCAUAAAUAAGAAAUAAUCUUUCUCCUAUUAAAUAAUAAAAAGUUAAAAGAGUAUAUGUAGAUGGUUGCUUUGAUUUAAUGCAUUCUGGACAUUUUAAUGCUAUAAGAUAAGCUAAAUAAUAUUGUGAAGUUUUAGUUGUAGGAGUUAUUGCUCAGGAUGAAAUCACAAAAAGGAAAGGACCUCCAGUUCUCUAAUAUGAAGAGCGUUUAGCUAUAGCAAAAGCAUGUAAAUGGGCUGAUGAAAUCUGCGAAAAUGCCCCUUAUGAUCCAACUAUAGAAUUAUUAGAUAGAUUAAAUUGUAGUCAUGUUGCACAUGGUGAUGAUAUGAUUAUAGGCCCUGAUGGAUCAGAUGCCUAUUCAAUGUUUAAAGAAUCAAAUAGAAUGAUUACUUUUAAAAGAACUGAAGGUAUCUCUACAACUGAUAUUGUAGGAAGACUUUUAUUAAUGACAAAAAAUUAACCAAAUUAAGAUAUGAAAAAAAUAAGAAAAUACAGUUAAGAUAGUGGUGUUGCAGUUAGUAAAUUAGAUAAUUUAACGGCUGAAGAAGAAAAGAAUGAAGAAGUACAUGAAGUACAAAAAGAAUAAUAAAUUAAUAACUAAAAAUAUUAAUAAUAAGUUGAAUAAGCAGAAUAAAAAGUUUAAAAAAAGUUAAAACUUUUAAAUACUACAAAAAGAAUUAGAUAGUUUUCAGCUGGAAAUAGAGAACCUAAAGAAGGAGAUAAAAUUGUGUAUAUUGAUGGGUCUUUUGAUAUGUUACAUGUCGGACAUAUUUAAACCUUAUAAAAAGCUAAAGAAUUAGGAGAUUAUUUAAUUGUUGGUUUGCAUGAUGAUGAAAUUAUAAACGAAAAGAAAGGAAAUAAUUAUCCUAUAUAUUCUUUAUAAGAAAGAGUUUUAAAUGUUUUGGCUAUGAAAUAUGUAGAUGAAGUUAUUAUUGGGGCUCCAUGGAAUAUUAAUUAAAACAUGAUAAAAGAGUUUAAUAUAAGUAUUGUUGUGGAAGGAAGUAUGACAAAGUAAAAAGUAAAUGAUUAAACACAAGUAACUAGGGAAGAUGAUCCUUAUAAAAUUCCAAAAUAAAUGGGAAUUUACAGAAUUGUUGUAUCUGCUUGUAAUUUGACAACUGAAAAAAUAGUAGAAAGAAUUAUUGAUUAACGAUUAAAAUAUUUAGAAAUAUAUAAUGAAAGAAAAAUUAAAGAAAUAUGA